UAGGACACUUAAACAGAAAAAGUAUGUCUAUGUUACAAGACAUGACCUAUGGUAUUGAUAAACUCAUGGUAAGAAAUGAUCCGUGUGAAGUAUGUAUCAAAGGGAAGCAUGUCAGAUUACCAUUCAAGAGAAGUAAAUUUAGAGCACAGAAACCCUUAGAGUUAGUGCAUACUGACCUAUGCGGCCCAAUGGAGACCAAAUCCAUAGGAGGCAACAGAUAUUUUUUUAUCCUUAUUGAUGAUUAUUCAAGAUACACAAUGAUAUAUUUUUUGAAAAGCAAAGAUGAAGUUACACAAGUUUUUAAAGAAUACUGUGCACUGGUAGAGAAUGAGAUGAAUCUUCAAAUUAAAACAUUACGAUCGGAUAACGGAAUGGAGUAUAUUAACCGGAACAUGGAAAACUUUCUUCGAGAAAAGGGAAUUAAACACCAAAGGACUGUAAGAUACACUCCACAGCAAAAUGGUCUGGCGGAGAGGGCAAACAGAGCUAUAGUUGAUAAGGCAAGGUGCUUGCUUCAAGAUGCUGGCCUGCCCAAAGAAUAUUGGGCUGAAGCAGUCUCAACUGCAGUUUAUUUAAAUAACAGAAGUCCUACCAAGUCUUUGUCAAAUAAGACACCAUAUGAGGCAUGGUACUCAAGAAAGCCUAACUUAAGGUUUUUGAAAAUAUUUGGGUGUGAAGCCAUGGUACAAGUUCCAAAAGAAAGAAGAAGAAAGUGGGACCCCCGCUCAGAAAAAAUGAUUUUUGUCGGCUAUUGCCAAAAUACUAAAGGCUAUAGAUUAAUUGAUCCUGUGACAAAAAAAGUAACCAUUAGUAGAGACGUAAUAUUUCUGGAAGAAAAAAUGAUAAAUAACAGUGAGCUACAGAAUAUCAAAGACAUAUAUCAUUCUCCGGACAUUCACAAUGAGGAAGAGAUUGUCAGUGAUGACGAGCAGGAAAUUACCCAGGACAAUCAAAGUGAAGAAUGUCACGAAAUUGAACACUAUAACCAGGGACAACAGGAAGAAUUGGAGAUCAACCAGGAACAAGUGCGACGUACGAAAAGAACCCCAAAGCCUAAAUUUGAUCCAGAUUUUGUAUAUUUGCUUUCAGAAAACGACGACCCUUCAACAGUGAUGGAAGCAAGGCAGAGCCCACAAGCAGCCAAAUGGGAGGCAGCGAUGUCAGAAGAACUAAAUUCAUUUGCUGAGAAUGAUACGUUCGAAUGGGCAAACUUGCCGAAGGGCGAAACAGCGUUAAGGACAAAGUGGGUGUUCAAGUUAAAAAAAUCAACCAAAGAAGAAGCAAAAUACAAGGCAAGGCUAGUGGUGAAAGGUUGCAGCCAAAGACAGGGGAUUGACUACGAAGAGACGUUUUCUCCUGUAGUGAAGUAUCCCUCAUUGAGAUUUCUCUUCGCUCUUGCAACAAAGAAAGACAUGAAUAUCACCCACAUGGAUGUCAAAACCGCAUAUCUGCAAGGACAAAUAGAUAAAGAGAUAUAUGUUAUUCCACCUGAAGAAAUGAAGAAUAAACCAAAAGGAAAAGUGUGGCUCCUGAAAAGAGCAAUGUACGGCCUUAAACAGAGUGGCAGAUGUUGGAACCAACGACUUCACACUGUGAUGACUGGAUUGGGACUACAGCAAUCAAAGGCUGAUCCCUGUAUUUAUUUCAAAGUCAUUCCCGAUGGUAUGAUAGUAAUAGCUAUAUAUGUUGAUGACCUCUUAAUUUUUUCGAAUCAAUGCGACCUACAGACAUGUGUGACUCAAAAAUUAGAAAAUGAAUUCUCUAUGAAAAAUUUGGGUGAAGUUAAAGACUGCCUUGGUAUGAACAUCACUCGAGAUAGAAAACUGGGGAAGUUGUGGAUUAAUCAGACUACAUAUAUCAAGAAGAUAAUUGAAAAAUUUGGUAUGUCAGAGGCUAACCCCGUGUUGACACCAAUGGAACCAGGUAUCAUCCUACGAGAACUAGUGAAAAGUGAUGUUAACAGUGCUCAGUGCAAUGAUUCAGUGCCCUACCAACAAGCUAUUGGAAGCCUUCUGUAUGUCUCACAAAUUUCGAGACCAGACAUUGCUUUUGCUGUCAAUAGUCUGAGUCAAUUCAAUAACAACCCACUCAAGUGUCAUUGGCAGGCAGUUAAGAGAGUCAUUAGAUAUCUCAAGGGAACAAGUGAUCUAAAGUUAGAAUUUAGUAAAAAUGAAAAUUCUAACUUGUUAUGUUUUAGUGAUGCCGAUUGGGGCAACAAAAAUAAUGAUAGACACUCUGUCAGUGGAAGUAGUUUUAAAUAUAUGGGAGGCUUAAUCUCAUGGGCUAGCAAAAAACAAAGAACAGUAGCGUUAAGUACUGUAGAAGCCGAAUAUGUGGCUCUUAGUUGUACAGUUCAAGAAGCCAUGUGGCUUAGAGUCUUAUUUAAAGAACUAGCAAAUGAGACUAUGCCUACCACUGUCUUUUGUGAUAAUAUGGGUGCAAUACAUUUAGCCCAAAAUAAUGUAACCAGUCAAAGAUCAAAACACAUUGACAUAAGAUACCAUUUUAUAAGGGAAAGUGUCCAAGGCAAAUUAAUUAAGCUAAAUUAUUUACCAACAGAACAAAUGCUAUCUGAUAUUCUUACCAAGCCUCUAAAUAGAGAGAAACAUGUACAUUUUGUGAAAAUGAUGGGAUUGGUUUAAGUUUUAUCCUGAAUUGUACUUAAUUGUUAAGACAAUAAUUUAAGGGGAGGUGUUAGAAAUGUAAAUUAUUGCAACCCUUUUGUAACCUCAGUUUUUAGUUAGUCCUGUAGAGCAAGUUUGUACGACGCAAUAUAGUGAUACUUGUGUGUCUCGUGUUUUUCUUUUCAUCCCAAAA
Molecule: messenger RNA, 2817 nt
Organism: Cimex lectularius (bed bug)
Lineage: Eukaryota; Metazoa; Arthropoda; Insecta; Hemiptera; Cimicidae
Product: retrovirus-related Pol polyprotein from transposon TNT 1-94
Exons: 1
Coding region: 24-2642 (872 amino acids)
Biological process (GO): DNA integration
Molecular function (GO): nucleic acid binding
Source: RefSeq, a predicted model, not a curated record